Messenger RNA from Cyphellophora europaea CBS 101466, 1650 nucleotides. RefSeq lists its product as uncharacterized. The coding region runs from base 1 to 1650 and encodes 549 amino acids. NCBI's taxonomy places the organism in Eukaryota, Fungi, Ascomycota, Eurotiomycetes, Chaetothyriales, Cyphellophoraceae. The transcript has 3 exons. The record is from RefSeq and is a predicted model, not a curated record. Gene Ontology annotation, molecular function: ATP binding; ATP hydrolysis activity.
AUGAGGUCCCGAGCCGAUCUUGAACCUACAGCUUUUGUGGAUCUGCAAGCCCUCGAACUAUUCCUGCAAGAGAAAGCAGGAUACUGGGUUUGGGACUCCUUGAAAGGCCGCAAUGAAGACGUGGUCAGCUUUGAAAACCUUUGGGCUCUGUUCAGACCUGGCGAUUACCUCGUUGUUCAAGAUCGCCUGGAGGAGAAAGUCCUUUUCAAAUUCACGCGCAUGGACGAAGUUUCAGACACAGUGGGCUUUAAAAAGGACUUUUGCGUCGCCAUGGCGGUGAACUUUUGGUUCGUCAGUUGGAGUCCAGGCGAAAAAAGAUUCCGACAGAAGUAUCAGCUGGUCAAAAUAGAGCGCUAUGUCGGACAGAAAAAAGCCAGCACCCUACCGAUAUAUCCUCUACGAUACGAGGACGAGGCCACUCAGAAGGUUCUACUUGAUCGCCUACAUGAGCGAGGGAAAAAGUGGGCAAAUCUGGUGUCGAACUCUCCGACUUGCUUCAACCAUUCUGGACAGGGUCUGCCACUGUCUCGGGGAGUAGUACCUGAAGACGUGGACAUAACACAGGUGCAAGGUCGAAUGGUGCUGGACUUGCGAGAUGUCAUGCAGCUCCGCAACACCGUAGCUGAAGUUGAAUUCGGACCCAGCUCAAGCGAAGUGGAUGAGAAGCUGAACGACUCCUGGAGCGAGUCCCGACUCUCCAAACUAUAUGACCCAACACAGUACAGACUUUGUCCUCCUCACAUCAGUUGCUACCACCUGGAGACCGGCAAACACUACCUGGUGAGUGUCACCAAUCUCGAUCCGGUAUGUUGGGAACGUUCUGCACUUGACCAACUUAUUCUGGACGAGGAAAAGAAGAGCUUCCUCAAAACUCUCGUGAGCAAUGCUGCAAACUUUAAGCUCAAGGCCGGCGACAUUAUUGCGAAUAAGGGCCGUGGACUGACAAUCAUCCUUCAUGGGCCCCCAGGAGUGGGCAAGACUUUGACAGCGGAAUGCCUCGCGGAGUAUGCGAAGAAGCCUAUGAUUCCCCUUAGUGUGGGCAAUCUGGUCGGCAUUGAAGACUCCAUGGAGGACGAAUUGACAGAGGCUUUCGCAAAGGCAAGCCGGCUUGAUGCUAUACUGCUGCUCGACGAAGCGGAUGUGAUCUUGGAAGCACGGUCUUUCGAAGAUGUACGAAGAAAUGGCAUGGUUUCUGUGUUUCUCAGACAUUUGGAGUACUACAGUGGCAUCCUGUUUCUCACGACCAACCGAAUCAGCGCAAUGGACCCUGCUUUCCAAUCACGAAUCCAAGUUGCCAUCCAGUACUUCGAGCUCAGCCACAGACAGAGAAGCGACAUCUGGCAGAGUUUGCUGAAUAGCAAGGUUAUAGAUUGUACCGAGCACGACAAGGAUACCAUUAUAGACCGACUGGACGAAUUCGCGGAUUAUCCUCUGAACGGACGUCAAAUCCGCAACGUCUUGAACUUGUCCGCAAUCACGGCAGCAGCAGACAUCACCAGUGACUACAAGGUUCAAGUCAGGCAUGUUGAGAAAGCGCUGGCUGAGGCUGUGAAGUUCCAGCGGUUCUUCGACGAUGGGAACAAGGACACGAAGAACAGGAAUCGGGUCUGGAAACCGUUUGCUCCUCCGCAGCAGCGCACACGCAUUUAG